This is a messenger RNA of Ixodes scapularis (black-legged tick), 2579 nucleotides long. RefSeq names its product MAM and LDL-receptor class A domain-containing protein 1. The record is from RefSeq and is a predicted model, not a curated record. The coding region runs from base 1 to 2535 and encodes 844 amino acids. The transcript has 17 exons. Gene Ontology annotation, cellular component: membrane. Lineage: Eukaryota; Metazoa; Arthropoda; Arachnida; Ixodida; Ixodidae.
AUGUCUUUGAUUGUGAUCUGGUUAAGUGUGUGCUACUGCGUCGUGCUCACCUGCACCGAAGACCCCGGCUGCGGGUUCGAGGUCCCGGAUGAUGACGUCACGUCCCGCCUGGGCCACGAGUCGGAUUCGGACGCUGGUUACGACACCAUGUUGAACACAUCGCGUGACGUCACACGUGACGUCGCAUCUAAUGUGACGUCUUCAGUCGCUCUGGAGCAUACCACGACCGAGGAAACUGCUGCUCUUGAGAAAGAGAACGUGGUCACCCGAGUGUCUUCAACAACGACCACAACGGAAGUGACGUCAAUCACUCCGGAAACACUCCAAAUCGAUGUCAAGCUCGAACGCGAUCUGUUGUUUAUUGAGAAACCCGAGCCGUGCGACUUCGGCCAAGGCGAAGAGCUGACCAUGUGCGACUGGACCAACUACUUCAACGCGACCCCCAAGAUGGCCUGGAAGCCCGGCAAGGGGGACACAGCCCUGUGGCUGGGGGGACCGCGAACGGACCAUACCCUCAACACCGGUGAAGGGCCGCAGGGCUUCUGCGUGAGUUUCUUCUACGCGCUCGAAGGCCUGAGCGUGGACCGACUCAAGGUGGUCAUCAUGGACGCCGCCACGACGGCGAACAUCACGGUCUGGGAGAGCCAGGACAACUACGACGGCCGCUGGACCAAGGGCGAGGUGGCUUACACGUACGGAGACGUCCACCAGAUCUGGUUCGAGGCGGUUCCCAAGAGACGCGGCGACCCGGCCCGCAAGUUCAGGGGCUACAUCGGUUUGGACGACAUCCUCUUCGACCGAAUGGAGGAAGCCGGCGACAACUGCCUCGGCCACUGCACCUUCGAGGGCGGCUACUGCGGCUGGCAGAACGCGGACACGGACGACGACUUCAACUGGGAGCAGGGCAGGGGCAGUCAGAGCUUCCUCACGGGGCCCUCCAGGGACUACAGCAGCUUCGGCAAGGACGAGAUGACGGGCGGUUACAUUUUUAUUGACUCUUCGUUUCCGAGGCGACCCAUGGACCGAGCCAGACUCAUCAGCCCGACGCUCAAGGCUACGGGGGCCAACCUGCCGAUGUGCAUGAAGUUCGCGACGCACAUGUUCGGCAACGGCAUCGGCACACUGCGCGUGCUGCAGCACGCCGAGGGCGCCGAGACGCCGCCCAGGACUAUUUGGGAGAUCACGGGCGAGGCCGGCAACAGCUGGUACACGGCCCAGGUGCAGGUGGCCACCACCGAGCCGUUCACGCUCAUGCUGGAGGCGACGGUGGGGGCAAACUCUUUGGGAAACAUCGCCAUCGACAACAUCGCAUUUCGUGUUGGCACAUGUCCGAGCGACUGCAACUUCGAGGAGGACGCGUGCGGCUGGACCAACCCUCACCCUGCCGACGGGCUGGACGACCUGGACUGGGCGCGCCAGUACAGCUACGGCCUCAACGGACCGCCCGCCGACCACACCAAGCGGAAGCCAGACGGCUACUACAUGAACCUGGCGAGCUCUGGGCACCUCCCGCAGCGUGGCGGGUCCAAGGCGUGGCUCCUGAGCCCCAAGCUGGGACCCGAUAUGACGCUGCCCCGCUGCCUGUCCUUCUCGUACUACAUGUACGAGCGCACCAUCGACCCGGCGGGGCCCAGCCUGGGCUCGCUGCGCGUACACGUGCUCAGGGACGCCGCGCCGGGGCUCUUCUCGCUCCAGACCGUCUGGAGGCUCAACAACCACCAGGGUCAUCGCUGGCUGGUGGCCCGCUGCCCGGUGAAGCUCCCGGACGGAGCCCCGAUCGGCGAGCCGUAUCAGGUGGUCCUCGAGGGCAUCUGGGGCCACGGCAGGGUGGGAUACGUGGCCGUCGAUGACGUCAGCUUCUUCGACGGAGACUGCAACACGUUCCCGGAGAAGGCUAAGGCCAUUCCAGGCGAGUGCUCCUUCGAGCGGGACAUGUGCGGCUGGACGAACGCGACGGGCGUGGACGCGGCGCCCAGCACCAACCUGGUGGGCAGGGCGGGCUCCGUGCCCAGGGAUUCCCUCACCUGGAGGCUCGCCUCCGUCGUCAGCCGCCCCGCCAACCUGCAGGACCACACCUACAGGGCGCCCACCGGCUACAUCUUCUUCGACAUCUUCAACCAGAACUCGGUGCAGAACCCGGUGCUCCGCAGCACCCCGAUCGCCGCCGCGGACGGCGAGACGGAGCGCUGCCUCAGCUUCUGGUUCGCGCCUUUCGGCCGCGGAGAGUCCUCCACGCUCAGUGUUUUCAGGGCCGCCGAAGCGCCUCCCGCGGGCGAGGAGCCGGCAGCGGCGUCGAGCAACGGCAACGGGGCUGCGCCCAGGGUGCUCAUCUGGAGGCUGUCCACGCGGAGGAUGGACACCAGCCGCCCGGACUGGAGAUACGGACAGGUCAAGGUGCCCGUCGAUGCACCCUUCAAGAUACACUUCGAAGGAGAAGCGACGGACGGUGGAUUCGCCCUGGACGACAUCACCAUGUACGACGGCAACUGCGAAACUCGUCCUCCAACAGCCGCCAUUGCUACCACAGACGUGUGAACCGUCCCAGUUGACAGCGUCAUUCUCUCCAGUGUUCUGCAGGA